CCCCACCAUCGGUCCCGACGCGGCAGCUACGCGGCGCCCCGGCCAGGCCCCCCACCGUCGGAAGUGGGCCGCCUCCCAGUCCGUCGUCUGGAGGCGUUGAGGGAGUCUGGCUACAGUGUUCUCCGUCCACCUUCUGUCUAGAAGACACUUCACCUCGAACCAUGAAUCUCGACAUUCAGUGUCAGCAGCUGAGUGACGCCCGGUGGACGGAGCUCCUGCCUCUGAUCCAGCAGUACCAGGUGGUCAGGUUGGACGACUGUGGCCUCACGGAGGUGCGGUGCAAGGACAUCUGCUCUGCCCUCCAGGCCAACCCCUCGCUGACCGAGCUGAGCCUUUGCACGAAUGAGCUGCACGAUGCCGGGGUGCGGCUGGUGCUCCAGGGCCUGCAGAGCCCCAGCUGCAGGAUCCAGAAGCUCAGCCUCCGGAACUGCUGCCUGACGAACACCGGCUGCGAGGUCCUGCCCGACGCGCUGCGCUCCCUGCCUACCCUGCGAGAGCUGCAGCUCAGCGACAACCCGCUGGGGGACGCGGGCCUGCAGCUGCUCUGCAAAGGACUCCUGGACCCCCAGUGCCACUUGGAGAAGCUUCAGCUGGAGUACUGCAACCUGACGGCCGCCAGCUGUGAGCCCCUGGCCGCAGUGCUCAGGGCCUGGAGGCACGUCAAGGAGCUUGUGGUAAGCAACAACGACAUCGGCGAGGCUGGCGUGCAGGCGCUGUGUCGGGGCCUGGUGGACUCUGCCUGCCAGCUGGAGACGCUCAAACUGGAGAACUGCGGCCUCACGCCGGCCAGCUGUAAGGACCUGUGCGGUGUCGUGGCCUCCAAGGCCUCGCUGCAGGAGCUGGACCUGGGUGACAACAAGCUGGGUGACCAGGGCAUCGCCACACUGUGCCCCGCGCUGCUGCACCCCAGCUCCCGGCUCAGGGUCCUGUGGCUCUGGGACUGUGACAUCACCACCACGGGCUGCAGAGACCUGUGCCAAGUGCUCAGGGCCAAGGAGAGCCUGAAGGAGCUGAGCCUGGCAGGCAAUGCGCUGGGGGACGAGGGUGCCCGGCUGCUGUGUGAGAGCCUGCUGGGGCCUGGAUGCCAGCUGCAGUCCCUGUGGGUGAAGUCCUGUGGCCUCACGGCCGCGUGCUGCCCCCACGUCAGCGCGAUGCUGACCCACAACAAGCACCUCGUGGAGCUGCAGAUGAGUGACAACAAGCUGGGCGACUCCGGUGUCCAGGAGCUCUGCCAGGGCCUGAGCCAGCCUAGCGCCACGCUGCGGGUGCUCUGGCUGGGGGAAUGCGACGUGGCCAACAGCGGCUGCAACAGCCUGGCCUCGCUCCUGGUGGUCAACCGCAGCCUGCGGGAGCUGGACCUCAGCAACAACUGCAUGGACGACCGGGGCAUCCUUCGGCUGAUGGAGAGCCUGGAGCGGCCUGACUGUGCGCUGGAACAGCUGGUCCUGUACGACAUCUACUGGACGCAGCAGACUGAGGACCUCCUUCAGGCCCUGGGAGAACGCAAGCCAGGCCUGCGGAUUAUCUCCUGAGAGGCCUCCUGCCCCUCCCCCUCCGGACCUCCUGGCUGAGAAUGAAGAGAAGGGUUCAAAUCGAUGGACUUCUGUGGGAAAGUUUCAGACACUUUUAUUAAAGCACUUUUUUUGGCA
Molecule: messenger RNA, 1649 nt
Organism: Herpailurus yagouaroundi (jaguarundi)
Lineage: Eukaryota; Metazoa; Chordata; Mammalia; Carnivora; Felidae
Gene: RNH1
Product: ribonuclease/angiogenin inhibitor 1
Exons: 10
Coding region: 162-1532 (456 amino acids)
Cellular component (GO): cytoplasm
Molecular function (GO): protein binding
Source: RefSeq, a predicted model, not a curated record